GCCGGCCCAAAACCCAGUAUCGGUGGUCACCACUCCAACAACUUCUAAGCGCCCAUAUCUGUUGAGCUUUGUAGAAUGUUGCUCAAAGAUAUAUAGAUACAAUUGUAUGACCCGUAACUAAGAAAUAAGAUUUUACAUUAAACAAAUUUGCACAAUUAUCGCACUGAAUCAUCAAAAUCGAACAAUCGAACAAUCGAACAAUCAUGUCUACGCCAUUCAAAGGCCAGCAGGAAAAAAACUCACAAGCUCCCUCCGGUACCAACGGUUCGAGGAGUUCGUCAGCACAAAACGCGAGUGGCACAUCAUCUCGUACAGUAACCGCUAGCCCAUCGAGUCCCGCAAAGCGUGGUGAUGUGAAAGAGUCCAGCCACCCAUCCCGGACAAAAGCGGCAAAUGCAUCAAAUUCCACCAGAGAUGGCGGCAACAACUCCGAUCAUGGCAACCAUUCCAGCCACCAUAAAUCGAAAGAUUCGUCGUCUCAAGCUACGAAAAAGGAUGGCAAGAAGCCAGAGAGGCCAGAACCGAAGCGCUCAUCUACUAGGGAUCUCUUAUCGAACCUCACUUUAUCGCGAUCCGAUGAUGAACUCAUAAAAAAGUAUAAGCACCUCGAACAGAAACACAGAGAGCUAGAAAGCCAAAGGCCGGAUAAUAUGGAUUGGGUGAGAGCUUCUAUGCAGGUUGACCUGUGGGAGGGCACAUACAAGAAACAACAUGGGGAACUCGAUCAGCUAAGAGUGGAAAGACCAAGAAACGUCGAAGAGAUUGAUGUGAAAAAGCGCGUGUUACAGCAUUCAGAUGGGAAACUCGAUGCCGCGUGGGAUACAUAUGAUAAGGUGAAAACUAGAGAUACCCAAAUUGUUCAACAACAAGAACCUAUCCUUGACAGGAUGCCAGGUAGUCACCCAUAUAAGAUACGGGUUCUGAAAGAGCAGGAGAAGGAGAGAGCUUCGAAUGAGAAGUAUAAGAAGAAAGCGGAGAAGGCAGAAAAGGCAAGGGAGAAUGAAAGAGAGAGGGUUGAGCAAGAGAAAGAAAAGCGGGAAAAGGAAAUAAAAGAGAAGGAUGCUGCCAGGUGGCGUCUCAAGGAGAACAGGCAACGUCUUGACGAGAAAGCUGAAAAAGAAAGAUACCCAGGGAAGGUGGGAAAAUUUAAGUCCCCGCAAGAAAAGGCAGAGGAGAAGGAAACAAAAGAGAAGGAUGCUGCCACAUGGCGUCGAAAGGAGAGCAGACAACGGCUUGACGAGAAAGCUGAAAAGGAAAGAUACCCAGGGAGGGUGGGAAAAUUCAAGUCCCCGCAAGCCUCAAGUUCUCAAUCCUGAACGAAUUGAAGUUUCUCAAUCCGCUCGAUAGCAAUAAAAUAUUGGUGUUUAAACCUCCUUCUCAUCUGAACGAUAAUCCAAGAUGUAAAAAUGACACGGGGGCAGUCUAAGGGAACAAGCAGAACCUCUCUUCUACUCUUAGUAAACUAGGCAAGGAUGACCAAUUAGA
This is a messenger RNA of Sclerotinia trifoliorum, 1485 nucleotides long. Lineage: Eukaryota; Fungi; Ascomycota; Leotiomycetes; Helotiales; Sclerotiniaceae. The record is from the annotation of a GenBank genome assembly.